Aspergillus niger is the source of this 984-nucleotide messenger RNA. RefSeq lists its product as uncharacterized. The record is from RefSeq and is a predicted model, not a curated record. The transcript is spliced from 8 exons. Bases 1 to 984 code for a protein of 327 amino acids. NCBI's taxonomy places the organism in Eukaryota, Fungi, Ascomycota, Eurotiomycetes, Eurotiales, Aspergillaceae. Gene Ontology annotation, molecular function: protein binding.
AUGAUCAUGCAUCUAACUGAUAACGUAGCGCAACGAUCUUGUGUUACAAGGCAGACGCCUGCUCCCAUUGUCGCGAAAGUAGGACUAAUUCCGGGAUUGCUAGGCCUUGCAGUAGAACUGACGCGCGGUGCAUCCCAGCGCGAAAGGUCUCAUAUAUGGGAGCGCAAUCCAGGCAGCGGCUCAUCAUGGAGUGAAGAAGUGGCGCAAGCUCUGCUGGCUGCCGGUGCUCAGGUUAACGCUCAAGGAGGAUAUCACGGUAAUGCGUUGCAAGCCGCGGCAAGAAAUGGACAAGUAUGCUUGGUACAGAUGUUACUGAAUGCUGGAGUAGACGGCAAUGCUCUUGGCGCAAAAGAUGACUUGAGCGAAAGCGAGGGUUUGGAUGGAUCUGACGCGACUGAAGACAUAGGUGGUGACGUAUUUGAUAUGCAUAUCAUUAGUCCGUUAGGCAUAUUUUUGCCCGUCGUAGCGUGCGGGACUGAAGCAGAUAACGAUGUGGUCUUCGCUCAUUGGUUGACUGAUAUUGCUUACAUCAUGCACCGUCCCGAUCAACAGUUAGCGUUUCUUCGUAACAUAGGGGUAUCAGGUCUUAAGUGCACACCAGUGUCUAGCAGUAGCUUAAAGUUACUAUCUUCCGCACAUCUUCGAAUAUGGCAAUACGCUUGUGCUACAGGGACGCAAAAGAAGGCGCCACCUGAUUAUGCGAUGUUGCCUUCAUAUGCCAGAGUCAGAUGCUCAGUAGGGAGAAAGUUCGCGGUAAUGUUAUCAGAUAUGAGUGGGUUCCGGGCUCAGCCAAUGACAAGGAACGUGAAGGGAAAGCUUGAGGUGACAAAUAGCUUGGACUACCCUUGGCAGCUGGGCAAACCACAACACGAAUAUGUUUCUCCCACGCUUCUGACGAGGGUUAAGCCUCUUAAGGAGGAUAAUGUUGCGAAAGCAUUGAUGCCCAGCAUGGUGUUGAGGCGUCUACCCACGCUGAGGAAUUAG